AUGAAUUAUCCUCGUGUUCUAUAGAAUCCUUAAUUUAUACCUAAACCAAAACCUAAAGAAUACGAUGAUAAUCUUGAUUUUCUAUAUUAAAAACGUAAGAAAGUAUUAUAAUCAUAAGAUUAAAUUAGGAAUAAUAAAAUAAUCAACUAAUUAAACUAUUUACAAAUUAUCAAUUAAAUAAAGAAUCUAUAAUUACAGAAGAUAUGUGUACCUCCUCCAGGAUUUAAAAAGACUCUUAAAUAAUUAACUACUGCUAAACCUGAAUCUAAAGCAUUAAUAUAUAAUUAAACUUAUAAAGAUUAUGAUCCAUAGAUUUAUUAUCUGAUUUAAUAUCACGUUCUAAAUAAGAAAUGGAAUAUUUAGAUUUAUAAAAAAGAUAUUAAUGAUUCAGUAAUAUCUGCAACAUCUUUUUGUUCAAAUAUUCAUACUCUCAUUCUCUCUGGAUCUACUAAUGUUAGUGAUUCUUCAGUUGGUAGAUUAAGUUCUUUACAUAAAUUAAAAUAACUUAAAUUAGGUGAUAAUACUUAAAUUUAUAUUGCUUAAUCAUGUAGUAAACUUGAAAUGCUUAAACUAAAUAAUUGUACUAAAUUAGGAGAAUAAGGAUUAGAAGAAAUACUUUAAGUAUUAUUCUAUAUUUAUAUUAUCUUUAUUUAAGUAUUAUCAAUUCUUUAAGUUAUUUCAAUUAAUUUUACUCCUGAAAUAUCUGAUACAUUUUUAUAAGAAAAAAGAAAUGAAUAUCCUAAAGUUAAUAUUAUUCGUACUAUCAAUAAAAUGACUGAUCCUAAAGAUGAUGGAUUAAGAAUGCCACUUCCCUUAGAAAGUGUUGUUAUGUAAAGACCCAAAAAAAAAAAAGAAAAAGUGA
Molecule: messenger RNA, 862 nt
Organism: Paramecium sonneborni
Lineage: Eukaryota; Ciliophora; Oligohymenophorea; Peniculida; Parameciidae
Source: the annotation of a GenBank genome assembly